GUACAUUUUACAACAUGAGUGUGCAGUCUUGAGAUGCACCCUAAUCUAGGCUGUUGUGAUUUUGUGCAGACCUACAGCAAUGAACCGAGUCAAGCUUGAGAAGAUGGGUGUUACACACAUCCUGAACGCUAUGGCAAGUAGGGAAGAUCUUGAAGGAGAGAUCAAUACAAGAGAGGAAUAUUACAGUGACAUGAACAUCACUUACUGUGGUGUGGCUGCACUGGACGUGAGCUGGUUUGACAUCAGCAAGUACUUUUUCCCAGCUGCAGAAUUCAUCCAUCAGGCCCUGAGUAAACCAGAGAAUAAGGUGCUGGUCCACUGCCGUCAAGGUGUCAGCCGCUCCUCAACACUUUUUCUGGCAUAUCUGAUGAUCCACCAUGACAUGACGGUGGAGGACGCCAUUGAUCGCGUGAUACGCAAAAGACAGAUUCAACCCAACAUAGGCUUUUUGAAUCAGCUGACACUCCUCAAUUUAAACCUCCUGAGGCAGCGAAAACUACAGUCAAGAAAGGAGUUCAACAUAGAAAACAUAGCGAUGCUUGUUCCAGUAUCAGAAUCUCAAGUGACGUUAAAAAAGCACAUUGGUCGUAUCAUGAUCCACGUGAUGCAACUCCUGCAGAAAUGCACACUGGACUGGACUCCAGUCACUGAGGUCUGGCCCAAUGUCUUCAUAGCAAAUGAAAAGGCAGCAAUGGACCGAGUCAGACUGAAGGAGAUGGGUGUUACUCACAUCCUGAACGCUGCAGCUGUAAAGAAGAGCCUGAAGGUGUUGUUAGGAAAGCCAAGCAAGGAAGACCUGCUAGAAAAGGUCAAUACUGGGGCAAAAUAUUACAAAGGCAUGAACAUCACUUACUACGGUGUGCCUGUAAUGGACGACCACUUGUUUGACAUCAGCAAGUACUUCUUCCCAGCUGCCAAAUUCAUCCACAAGGCCCUGAGUAAACCAAAGAAUAAGGUGUUACUGCAUUGCUCAGAUGGCGUCAGAUGCUCUCCAGCACUUUUCUGGUCGCGGGGGCAGCAGUCUAAGCAGAGACGCCCAGACUUCCCUCUCCCCAGACACUUCCUCCAGCUCUUCCGGCGGAACACCGAGGCGUUCCCAGGCCAGCCGAGAGACAUAAUCCCUCCAGCGUGUCCUGGGUCUUCCCCGGGGCCUCCUCCCGGUGGGACAUGCCCGGAACACCUCCCCAGGGAGGCGUCCAGGAGGCAUCCGGAACAGAUGCCCGAGCCACCUCAACUGGCCUCUCUCGAUGUGAAGGAGCAGCGGUAUAAAAUACACCUGUCCACAACCUCAAACAGUCACACUCCAAACUCCACUAUGGCCAAGACCAGAGAGCUGUCAAAGGACACCAGAAACAAAAUUGUAGACCUGCACCAGGCUGGGAAGACUGAAUCUGCAAUAGGUAAGCAGCUUGGUGUGAAGAAAUCAACUGUGGGAGCAAUUAUUAGAAAAUGGAAGAAAUACAAGACCACUGAUAAUCUCCCUCGAUCUGGGGCUCCACGCAAGAUCUGA
Messenger RNA from Labeo rohita (rohu), 1510 nucleotides. RefSeq lists its product as uncharacterized. Gene Ontology annotation, cellular component: cytoplasm. Lineage: Eukaryota; Metazoa; Chordata; Actinopteri; Cypriniformes; Cyprinidae. The record is from RefSeq and is a predicted model, not a curated record. The transcript has 6 exons. The coding region runs from base 80 to 1510 and encodes 476 amino acids. Gene Ontology annotation, biological process: negative regulation of MAPK cascade; protein dephosphorylation. Gene Ontology annotation, molecular function: MAP kinase phosphatase activity; protein tyrosine/serine/threonine phosphatase activity.